AUGGCCGCCCUCUGGGUUGGGUCAUUCCCAGACGGCGCCGGGCGCACCGCGCGCGAUGGCGCCGACGACGGCGUCAGGCGCCGCCGCGUGCUCCAGCCCGCGGAGUGGCUGCGUCUCGACACCUCGCGCAUGGCGCUGUACGCGGAGGGCGGGGGCGCGAAGGCGCUGGCGUCCUCGGCGGACGCCUCCGCCAUCAGCGUGCAGUGCCUCGCCCGCGUGGGGCCGGGCGUGGCGCGCAGCGGGCGGGCCGACCAGUGGGGCGACGAGCACAGGUUGAUGCUGGACCUCUUCGGGAACCCGCCGGACGCCUACGCGUUCAAGGUGGAGGAGGUCGCCACCACCGUCGCCCCUGAGCCCUCCACCUUCGGCUUCGCGCCGGCGCCGCGCGGUCGCCCUCGUCAGGGCGGCCACUCCGACCACGUGACGGUGCGGCUGACGAGCCCGUUGUGGGAGUUGUACUUCAACAGGUGGGAGGGCACCGCGUCCGAUCUCAUGUUGAGCAAGGAGCCCAGGACUUCGUGGUCAUGGCACAGUGACGCUGCCAACCGCGAUCGCUGUUGCAAUCACGUGCAGAUGAUGUCCGAGUCGGAGUCGGAGUUCGACAUUGACACCAAUGGAUCCGUGCCGCCACCUGGCGUCAUGUCCGCAGCGCAGGUGCUCCAGGGGUGGGGCGUCGAGCAGGCUCCUGAAGACUUGCCUGUCCUUCUGGUGCCGGAGCCGGUGGCUUGCUUGCUCUCGCGCGGGCAGUGGUCAUCUCUUUUGAUCAGGGCAUCUUGGCGCAACCGUUUGAUCACCGAGGGCGGCAUCAUGUUGAAGGGCGCGCCGCUGCACGCUAGCCUCGGCUGGCCUCCGCCGGAUGCUGCCGUCUGGAGGGCAGCUGCCGGGGCUGCGAUGGAGCCCGAGGACGAGGAAUUGCGGAAGAUCGGCUCUCUGAUGCGGCAGUUCGCCCAGGGCGCCAGUGAGGAGCAACGACCCUUGUUGAAGGAUGCAGUGCUUGCAGUUGACGGUUGGGCACAGCAGAUGGAGGAGGCCGCCGGCGACAGUGGCAGCUCUCGUGGAUAUGGCAAGUACCGCCACUCGACCGAGAAGCUCAUGUUGGCAAUUCGGACGUCGUCUUUGUUGAGAGGAGGUGCGUCUGGACUUCACGUCGCUGUCCAGCGCGCGAUAGCAUUGGCAGCUCCAGAGUGCGUGGCCAGCGUCAUUUGCAGGGGGAUCGAGGCGAAUGGCGACCGCAGGCAUUUCCAGAAGUCCACGCUGCCAAGCGUGUCCACGAUUAUGCGUGGAGAGCUGUCCCUAGACAUUGCGAUAUCCUUGCUUCGCCGCGCUACCUACGACCCAUCCGCGGUGAGGUUCAUGUGGAGCGACUCCUCUCCGCUCUGCGGUUUCGACUGGCUGUGGGCGCAGGUCCACGAGAUCAAGAGGAGCGAGGUCGUUCGCAUCUGCAGGGCAUCCCACGAGUUGAUCCGCGCCACCACGGAGUUCGCGCGGGCGCGCUUGGAGCGGGGCGACUCGGAUCCCGUGCCGCUGUGCCCAGCUUCGGCGUGGCAGCCCCAUCUCGACGCUCUGCUUGGCAUUGAGGAGCACAUCUAUCCGCCGACGUCGCUGGCCAUGGGGAUGACAUCGCUGGCAAACAAGGCCAGCGCCCUCUGCCACCAGUGGGGCGUUGAGCUGCCGGAGGGGGCCACGCUGUCGGAGUUCUCGAAGUCUUUCGUCUCUCAUACGUCGGACAUGGGGACAGAGAUGAGUCUGCCAGACUUCUACGUGCGCAGCCUCGACGACUUGGCGGCGCCGUGGAUGGAUCGGAGCUCGCUGAGAGCAGACUUGGACGACAUGGUGGUGGACGGUGAUGGGGCGCCUGCAGAUGGCCCCCCCGCCGCCGAUCUUCCUGCAGCUGCCCCGCCGCCGGUCGCCCCGCCCGCUAGCGACCUGGGCGACUUCGGCCUUGGAUCCGAUGGUCUUCUUGAGGGUGACCCCCCAGCAGCCGAGCCUGCGGCCGCCGCCGCCCCUCCUGCAGCCGAAGGCGGCCCUCCGGCAGUCGAGCCCGUCGCAGUCGCCCAGCAGGAGUGCUUCAUGCCGAAGGCCAUGAGCAUCUACGGCUUCCAGCAUCUCACGAACAACCUGAACGGCGACGUGCACGCGUCGCUGUCGCACUGGGAGACGUUCUACGCCGAGCUGAAGGUCCUGGCCGCGCUGCUGACGUGCAAGCCCAAGAGGACCCACUUCGUGGCCACGUGCUUGCAGGGCACACCGCACGAGCAUCGCGCCGGGGACUUCAAGCAGUUCGACGGCAGCCUCUACGAAAAACGUUGGAGGUAG
Molecule: messenger RNA, 2316 nt
Organism: Prorocentrum cordatum
Lineage: Eukaryota; Dinophyceae; Prorocentrales; Prorocentraceae
Source: the annotation of a GenBank genome assembly